AUUUCAAAGCUGCGGGCUGUCUUGCCUUGUAUCUCAUUAUGAGUAAAACAGAGAACCAGCGAGGCCGCUCUUCAUGUUGUGGACACAAAGAAACUGAUACGCGAUUCGUUUGUGCUGCAAUGGAAUCCACAAAGAAAUCAACAAACACCAGACAGAACUCUAGAGCACUGCCACUACACCAUUAUGCCUACAAGAACGACAUCCAGGCUAUCAAAAAGGCACUGGCCAACAGUUCAACUGACAUCUGCGCUAAAGACACGAGUGGCCGCACCGCCUUAUUUGUCGCAACUUGUUUCUCACGUGUUGAGAUAGCCCAGAUGUUGCUAGCCUUGGGCUGUGACCCAACUAUUGCUAACACCGAUGGCGAUACACCCUUACAUGAAGCCACAGAGAAGUCGAGUUUACCUAUGGUUCAGGUUCUGCUCAAAUCAGGUAAAUGUAAACUGGAUGCUAAGAACAAGGAAGGACAGACGCCGUUGAUGAAAGCUGCCUUUUAUGACUACCUGGAUAUCUUAAAAUGUCUUCACCUGAAAGGUGCUAGCAUUGAUGCGAGUGACGCGAAAGGAAAAACAGCCCUGUUCUACGCCCUGGACGAAGGCAGCGAGGAAACGGCCAUCUACCUCAUGAAGAACAAGUGUGACGUUAACGUCAUCGACAAUGGAGGUCACACUGCCCUGUAUGAAGCAAUUCACUCCCAGUUCUUUCACUCAACUGAGUGUUUACUGUUGCUGGAGAGUUCGGGAUAUGACUUCACGAAAGAUUCCGGUUGGCUCGAAAAGGAAGAGAAAAGUUCAAAAUUCUACAAACUUGAUGACGCGUACAAUCGCUUCUUGAAGUCUGCUGGUAUUUCCAGGAAUACAAAAGAUAUUGUUGUGCCACUGAAGAACAAUAACGACCCCUGGCGGAUUCCGUACACAGUGGUCCUUGCUUCCAGCAGCAACACGACGUCGCCAAAGCCGGCACGAACCUCGGCCAGGAGCACCCUCCGGCCUGUGGUGUGACAGAGAGUCGUAACAUGAAGUACAUGUUUUCUACUUGAUAACAAGAGAUGGACAAGGGCGUGCAGUUCUCGAGUCGUUAUUGACCAUCACAACCAUAGCGGACUGCUGGCAUAAGAGACAUAACCAGCUCACUCUAUAAAAUGGUCAUUCCCUGAAUUGGGAAACGUAUGUGCCUGAUGUUCAUGACCAGGCUUCCGAACAUUUCAACCAUUGGUUAUACUGACAUUUACGUCAAGAAUGAACGUGGAUGGUCAUGCGCACAUUUGCACCUAUGAGUGGAUGAGUUUCAAAAUACUCCCGCUCUAACGAGACACCCAGAAUAGGUUCGACACCUUGCACUAAUGUUGGGAAUCAGACCCGAGUCUUAGUCGCGGUUGUUUUGUUUACUGGUCGUCUACCCCAUUGCCAAUAGUACCGUUCAUCACUACAUUCACGCGGCAGGGUAGCAGUAGCGCGUAUGAGGGUACGACAGAAUGAUUAAGGAAGAACAGAUGUGGAAAAUGUUGAUCGUGGUUGCCUGACGUGAGAUUGAGACGAGGUGCAUGUCAUAUGUACAUGCUUAUUGAGUUAAAACCAGGGCUUGAACAACACAGUGAAGACGUUUUCCUUACACGCUGCCGAACACACACUUGUCAACAGUUUCUUUACCAGCAAUGUGAGAAUGUCACAAUUGUAUUAUACUGGUUUGAACCACUGUUGCUGUACAAUGCAUGGCUGGUUUCCACAAUAACAGGGUAUAUGUACGGGUAUAUGUACAUCUGACGGGAACAAUGAGUCAGUGUACUCUUGUGUCCAUCAAGGCUUGUGUAACAAGCGUGACAAUGUGGAACAUGUAUUGUGAUGGCUUGGGUACUGAAGCAUACUGGGUAUUGAGAUAAUAAUAUACAUAUAUAUGAUUUCAUCGUCAUUUAGUUUCAUUUGAGUUUAUCUGUAUUUAUACAACUUGCUGACAUCAUUUCCAUCUGUUAAAUUGUCAGCGUUAAAAUAGAAAUACACCUCCAAUAAAUUCGUUCAACAAAA
Messenger RNA from Haliotis rubra (blacklip abalone), 2021 nucleotides. RefSeq names its product ankyrin repeat and SOCS box protein 2-like. Gene Ontology annotation, molecular function: protein binding. The record is from RefSeq and is a predicted model, not a curated record. Bases 39 to 1001 code for a protein of 320 amino acids. The transcript has 5 exons. NCBI's taxonomy places the organism in Eukaryota, Metazoa, Mollusca, Gastropoda, Lepetellida, Haliotidae.